Botrytis porri is the source of this 627-nucleotide messenger RNA. RefSeq lists its product as uncharacterized. The coding region runs from base 1 to 627 and encodes 208 amino acids. The record is from RefSeq and is a predicted model, not a curated record. Lineage: Eukaryota; Fungi; Ascomycota; Leotiomycetes; Helotiales; Sclerotiniaceae. The transcript has a single exon.
AUGGUGAAGGAGAAGGGAACUGCGCGUAGGAAAACACAAUCGCAACUAGAUGCCAUGGAGAUGGAACGUAGACAGUCCUUCAAAGUUUUCUUACCAGACUCAAUUCGUCAAGCCUAUAAACACCCGCAGUUGGAAAUCAUCUUCGACGCUACGUUUGGAAUCUCGAAGGACGAUGCCAUAGCUUUGUGGAUCAUGGACAGAAAUUGUGAGGAGGAAUUCAAAGUACAGCAUACUUUGGAAGUACAUGGGAUGGUUUUUAGUCGUCUCAUGCCGGAUACAUUUCCGCCAGUAUUCAAAGAAUGGUUGAAAACAAUUCAAGAGGUCAAAGCCCAGAUCGACAAUGCAGAGGCGGUCCAUCGAGACAGCGCUGCCGUUGAGGAGGACGAUAAAUUAACGGCAUUAGAGUUGAUUUUCAAAGUUGAUGCUAGAUUGUAUGAGAAAGCCAAGGACUUGGCUAAGGCUUGCGAUCUCGCUUACUGUGAUGAUUCCAAGACUUUUGGGAAAUCUAUUUAUCCACUUUGGGAAUACAAGGAUAGGAUGAUUGCAGAAUGGGAAGAAAGAAAUUUGAUGCCGGAGUUGAUGGCGGCUGCUGAGGAUAAUGGAAAGAUCUACUGGAAGUAUCUUUGA